Molecule: messenger RNA, 1785 nt
Organism: Clunio marinus
Lineage: Eukaryota; Metazoa; Arthropoda; Insecta; Diptera; Chironomidae
Source: the annotation of a GenBank genome assembly
GGUCUACCUAAUAUCUAUCAUAAAAAUUGUCUGUUUAAAAACAUCUUAAAUCAGCGAAAUAUAAAAAUUGUGUAGCCAUACAGAUAUUACAAAACUAUUUCAGACUGAAAUAUAUAACAAAUGAGUUCUCCGCAUGAUGUCAACAAUUUUACUGAAGAAAUUUCUUCAAAUGUUUGUAGAAUAUGUUUGUUAAAAAGCAAAAUCCUUAAAUCAAUGUUCCAUUGCUCAGUUGGUUCUCAGACUUAUGCAGAUCUCUACAGAGUUUGUACAGGAUAUACAGUCAAUGAAGGUCCUGACUUGCCAUAUAGAAUCUGCAAUGAAUGCGAAAGAAAACUUCUCGAUUUUCACAAUUUCCGAGUUUCAAUAGAAAGUAUUGAAGAGCGUUUGCAAAGUCAUCAAUACUUUAUAGAUUCAAAAAAUGAUGAAACUGAAUGGUUAGAAGAUUAUGAUGAAGAGAAACUCAACGAAAACAUUAAUCCUGAUGAGAACUGCGAGAUAAUUCAAACUGAUACUUUAGACGACGAGGUAGUUUAUUUAGAAGAAGUUAUUGAUCAAAAUGAAGAUGAAUUUGUACAAUAUAAUAGCGAGAACGAAUUUGAACGGAAGAAAGAAGAAAUUCUCAAUAACACUGAAUCCUUUUGUCGCUUUGCUUUCUCUGAAGGAAGUUCGAGUGAAGUUCAAUGCCUAACAUGCAGCAAAAAUUGCGAACUUGAAAAAUUCAUUAAUGAAGCGAAUGGCGAUGAAAGUUUAACAGUGAUCUGUGAGUGUGAAAGAGCUUUUAGGAACAAAAAAUUCUUUUUAAAACAUUAUUCUCAAAGACAUUCUGCAAAUGCUAUAAACCAUACUUGUGAAAUAUGUCAUGAAGUAUUCAAAAGCGUUCGCUCAAAAGCUGCUCAUGAUGCUUACAUCCAUAACAUUGGCUACAAAUUUGAAUGUACAAGUUGUAAGAAAAAGUUUUAUAGAAGUGAUCACUUGAAGCAACAUGAAAAAUGUUGUAAUAAAUCAAAGAAGAAAACAAAAUCUUUCUUCAAGUGUGACAUUUGUCUAUUAGCUUUUGAGCGAGAAGAAACAUAUAAAAAACAUCUUAAAUCAGCACAUAAUAAUGUCAAAAACACAAAUGAAGUGAUACAACUUGUUGAAGCUUAUGCAGAAAGAUAUUCAAAUAAUCGAAGUUGCGCGUCCGAAAGUGCGGCUUCAGAAGAUGCUUCAAUGAAAGUUCUUUGUUGUCAUUGCAAUAAAACAUUUAAGAACGAAAAUACAUUAAAUAAACAUAUAAAUGUUUUCCAUGGAAAUCAAGUUUGGCCUUGUGAAAAGUGUGAUGCAGUUUUUAUUCAUCGUUCGACGAGAAUCUCUCACAUGACUCUUGAGCAUGGAGCUAGGAAACCUUUCGAAUGCACCUACCGUAACUGUGACUUUUCAUGCUUCAAAAGAGAUCGCUUCAAUGCUCACAUUGACAAACACGAAAAUCCUGAUAAGAAGUUUUCAUGCCCAAUUUGCCAACAGGAAUUUAAUGGAUACAACACAAUGACCCUUCAUCGUGCGAAACAUUCUAAACAGAAAACUUUUGAAUGUUCCAUAUGCAGCAAGCAGUUCCUUGAUAAAAGAAAUUUUAAUGCUCAUGUUAAGCUUCAUACGGGUGAGAAUCUUUUUCAUUGUCCCGUCUGCACCAGAGGAUUCAACCGUAAAGAUCAUCUACAGAAACAUCAAAAGCGUAAAAAUCAUUUCGAGGAUUUUAAAUAAUGAAGCAAGAAUAAUAAAAACAACUUUUUGUACAAAUUAACUUAA